CUGCGGCCGGCAGCAGCAGCACCCCGGCCGACAACACGAACUACGAAGACAGCGUUUCCUACAUUCAAGUACCGAAAGUGUAUUUUAGGAACUAUACUGAAAUAGCCGAUCACGAUGCUGGAAUCUUACAUAUCACCAUUCCUAUUGGGAUAUGUAGACAAAUACAUCAAAAACCUGAAACCGGAGGAUUUGAGGCUCUCUCUGUGGGGUGGGGACCUGGUCCUGAACAAUUUAGAACUACGCUUGGAUGCUUUGGAACGUGACCUUAACCUUCCUCUGUCGUUUGUGAGUGGUUUCAUUCAUGAGCUUCGCAUUCAUGUUCCUUGGACACGGAUUGGCUACGAGCCAGUAGAGAUCAGCAUCAACACUAUCGAAUGCACGGUCAAACUGUGUGAUGCAGAAACAGAUGGUAACGAAAGUGUCAGCUCGAAGUCUAGCACCGGUACUAGCAAAUCUAGAACAGAAAGUAGCUCCAAGGUGAAGCCUAAAGCUGACAUUCAAGAUGCUAGUCUCUCACCAGGGUACGUGACUUCCCUCAUGAACAGGGUGCUUCACAAUGUCCAAGUCUCCAUCAAAAAUUUGGUUCUGAAGUAUGUAGAGGAUGACAUCGUCCUGUCAGUCAAUGUGCAGUCUUUUGCUACUUUUGCUACUGACAGUGACUGGCAGAAGGCAUACCUUGAACUCUCUCUGCCAGAGCUUGUGCUGAGACGCGUCUGUAACUUCACAGACAUCACUGUCUGUCUGGACAAGCGCAGUGCCAGCGGGAAGAUUGAAGUUUACCAAGAGCCAGUCACCUUCAGGUGUGCAGUAUCGGCUCGAAUGCAUAUGACCUACAACAGUCUGAAUGCAAAGCGAGUCAGUGCUGUCAAGGUUAGUACUCACUGUGAAGAGUUGAAGAUGUCGUUAUCAGACACGCAGCUUCCGAUGUUCCUCAGGGUUCUCCAGUUGGUGCUGGCACUGUAUUAUGGUUCCAUUGAUCUUCAGGAAGGAGAGGUGGAAGAGGAUCAAGGUGUCAAGGGAGAGGACACAAAGCAAACAGUUUCUUCAUUAACAGAUCCAGAUGAAGCUCCAGUAGACCUGGAUCCAUCCUCCUCCUGGAUGUCAUGGGCGUGGUCAUUUGUCCCCGAGGCCCUGACAUAUGACGAAGAUGAAGACCAAGAAGAAGGGGAAGUUAAUCGUUAUGGUGGUGGGAAACUCCAGAAGCGUCAGGACACUAUUCUUUCUAUUGGUUUCUUCUGUGAUAAAGCUUCUGUUGAAUUCAAGGUGACUGAUGCGGUCAGUGAACGUAAUCUUUACACCAGACCGAAGCUAAGCUUUCAGCAGACAUUACUCUUUGAGAUGGGAGGUACGGCCAUUGAUAUUCUACUAAAAGGAGAGGGUUUCUUUGCAGCUCAGCUUGGUAUCAGCCAUAUGAGUCUGUCUGGUGUUGGGUCAUGUCCUUGUGGUAUCCAGGAUCAUGCACAAGAACUUCAGGGUCAGAGUCAUUACGUUGAACUUGGCGACGACAACUACAGCAACAAAUCCAACAACUACCUGUCCCUGACACUGUUUGAUGGCGACAGCCCGGAAAACAAUCGCCAGAAGACCAUUUACAUCCUGGACGCGGAGCAUCACCAGUCGGUCUACACCGAGAAGAUAUCGAUGAAGAAAUAUGGAGCCUUCUGGAUGGACUACCUCUACACGUAUGAGAAACUGAGAGGAUCUGAUGGUAAUGAUAGCUCUAGCCGAUCAUCACACCAGAGCGAGACGGACCCAAUCUUUACCACGAAAGAGACCUCCUGGAAACGGUUCGUCUUUGCCCCGACCUCCAUCGAUGUCUGCAGCUCCUUUGUUCAUCGUCUUCAGCAGUUCACAUUCUAUGCUGGUAACCAUGACUACCAACCAUACAGUACACCCCAACCAGAGGUGGUUGAUGAGAAGCGCCCCGUGCCUACUCCAGGACAGGUGGCAGGAUUAGAAGAUUGUAUUCCACAGAGGCAUUCUCACUUUGCUAUCCUUGGUCUUCAUCUGAUUAUCAGAGCUGCUGAACAUGGAGAUUAUGACCCCAGUGGUUCCAAGGAGGAAGGUGCAUUCUUGCCUGUAGUCCCAGGUACUGCAAUCCCUGCUGUGAAGGUACAGUGUGAGAGAGUGGACUACCAAGUGACAGUACCAAUGUAUGCAAGGCAACUGAUAGCUGCAGCCAGCAAGGUCUCUCAUCCCAGCUCGGCUCUUAUGCACCUCUGCUAUGGCCAGAAAACUAUCAAGGUAUUUGGAUUGCAAGCUGGUUUGACCUGUGACCCCUGUACCGGUGACCUUUCACCCCAAAACAUUCAGCUACUCCAACCAUGCAGCUUUGCUGGACUGUCUAAAUCAUUGUGCCUUCCGAUGUACUGGACUGACCCAAACAUAAUCAAAUCAGAGAUGAUGCUAGAAGUACCGUCAGUUAGAUUAGACUUCACCAAGGGUCAACUUCUCCUCCUCGUAUAUAUCCAGCACAGCUGGAUGGGGGAAACUCCAAGAAACCACUGGUUACACGAGACUAGCCUGAUGGAGGAUGUGUUUACAAAUACAGAAAGUGCAGUAUCAGAUGGUCAAGUUCAGAUGGUAGCUUGUCUGUCCAGUGUGGAGUAUAGAUAUGUGGUCAAUGACUGUGUCAAGGCUGUCUCUGGAAGCGUCGGUCAAGGAAAGGUGGCCAUUAAACAUCCAGGUGGAGAAGUUCCUACACCUGUAUUUCAAGGUCCCCUCCAAACCAGCAAGUGUCAUCUGACAACCAGCAUAGUACCAUCCUCUCAGACGACUGCCAGCCCCGUUACUAGCCCGAGAAUGGAAGAAGCUUGCCUCUUAACCAUCACUGCUCAGAUACCUCAGAAUGACAAACAUAAAGGUUCCCUUGGUGCCCUCCUUUUGAAGAUUGAAGGAACUGCUAUCUGCCUUGAUCCAGUGCUUUAUUCAUGGUUACUAUACCAGCCAGGCAAGAGAUCGGUGACCAAUCACAUCUCAAAGGAUUCACCAGAUAGAACAGGAAAGAGUGUACCAUCUGAGAUGAGAUCACCACCCAAGAAAGAAUCCUCACAAGGAACUGAGACGUACAAGGGCCCCAAAAGUGGCGGUAAGUUCAGCAGGCAGAAGUCCCAGACAGCCACUGCUGUCAUGGAAAGUGAUGAUGUCACAAAGGCUAAAGGUAGCAGCCAAGUCAACCGAUUUCAUGACUGAAUAGGGAAGCUGAAAGAGCUCAUCAUUCAGGUGGACGUUUCACCAUGUAUCGUUGCCUGGCCGACGAAGCAUCUCUCCUUCCCAUCACCAGACACCUCCAUCACUCAGUGCCUCUGUGACCUCAUGACCCCUGGAGGUCAAGGGUCAGACUCGCCUCCUUCAGUGUUGGUGGUAUGCGUACCAGCCCUUUCCAUUCACAGCUCGGGUCAUAAAGCCGUUGAUGCUGAUCAAGACAUCCCUCUCAGCAGAAUGGACCUACCCCAAGAUCCAGGUGAGAAAUUUCCUUGGACCAUCAAGGCAAAAGACUUUUCCAUCUACUCAAUCCAUGAUUGCCAGAGGGUGUACUACCUCCUAAAGCCAAUGGCAAUCUCCACAACUCUGGCCCUUACAGCCAACAAGCACACUCCCUCUGAAACAGGGGAGACACCUGGCCUUGGCCUGGGUAUACACACAGAUAUGCCUGCAGUAAUAGUCAAGUGCUCAGAUGCUCAGGUCAUCCUAAUCCAACAACUCCUGCAAGUUGUCCUUGGUCUUAAAGAAGAUCUUGUCCAGGCUUUUGACUUCUCAAACAUUGGAUCCUCAGCUCCUCUAUCUGCCUUUCCUACAAGUCCAAAGCGCGGUUGGAGCUCCGCCCAGACAACUCCCUCAUCACCUUCUAAGUCCUUGCCUCACCUAGCACCCAGUACUACCACCAGCAGCCAGGCUUCAUCAGGUCAAGCGGAGAGCACCGUGGAAGUGCAGAGUGUGUCCAUGCCCAGCGAGGCGCCGCCCUCCACCCAGGGGAGUGGGACAGGGUCAAGGUCAACUGUGGGAGGCAUCAAGCUCUCUUUGUGGGUGCAGUGGACCCUUCAUAAACUCUCAGCCAUAGUCUAUGGAAAGGACAAGAAGGCUCCUGGCCAAGAUCAGAAUGUAAAGCUGUGUGCCGACAUGGAGGACCUUACAACAAGCAUUGACCUUCAAGACGUCUACUCCAAGGUUACCUGCAAAGUUGGUGCUCUCAACAUUCAUCACUUUGUAAAAAGUGCAAAGACUUGGACACCCGGACCAUUCAAAGGUGUUCUCCUGUCCUGCACAGAUGCCAUGUCGCACAACGUAGAGAUGUCUCCUCCAUUCAAACGCCUCCGCACCAACUCGCAAACAGCCAAUCCUUUCUCGCUGCACUCCAGCAAAGCGGCUGAAACCAAACAGACGCACGCCUUUGUUUCCUUGACAUGGACCUCGGCUCUCGGGACAUCGUUAGCGCAGAAGAUGUCAGGUGGGAAGACUGAGAAGCUAGGAGAUGGAUCUAAAAUGGGCGAGGAGUCCUCAAAGCAGAAACACUUUGUGAACGAGGUGAUCAUAUCAUCGCAGGCGUUUGAUCUGAUCAUCUGGUGCCCGAUUAUAGCAUCGACUGUGGACGUUCUUAUGUCUGGACUAGCUGUAGAGGGUGUCAGCAAACCUGACUCUGUGCAUGCUCCAUGGAAAAAGACUGACUUCAAGAUGUAUACCAUCCCUGAGGCUAAGAUUGAAGAAAGUGCUGCUUCAGAUGCAAUGUCCUGGCAGAGCAUUUCUCACCGAUCCACCAAGUCUCAAAUGUCUGUCCGAUCCUUGAAGUCCAGUAAACCUUCUUCGGGUAUCUCUGACUGGCUAACGAGCUCCAAACUUCCACUACUCUACCUUGACUGCAAGCAGAUCAGGUCCUUCGUUCCUGCUGGCCAUCUGAAUGAUCAGGGUGGACCUGGACUAAUGAAAGGAGUAGACCAAGACCUUUUCCUCUUCCAGAUCUCACAAAUCUCCUUGGUACCAUAUGCAGAUAACCCUCUUCAGCGCUUGGUAGUAAAGCAAGACACAUACAGGAAAGCGACAGUAGCUGGCAUCACCCAACAGCCAGGAUCGGAGGUAGAGGACAGGCAGUACCAGCUGGACGUGAACGGUAUCAGUCUGAAUGUUGCAUCGUGGGAUCAGGUCAUGAGGUCAUCCGAGCAGGUCAGGAUGAAGGUCACAUCAGGGGUCACCAGAAGCAAGACCCAGAACCCUGCAUUGGAGUGGAACCUCUCACUACCUACGCAAGACCCAGAGGAGGUCAAAUUGACGACGGUUGUUCAAGAGUUUGACCUUCAUCUGGUUGCAGCACCGUCCAUUGUCAUGGAAAAGACAAAAGCUGACAAGGGAAAGCAAAAAGUCAUUGUUUGCGGCCACUCUUUAGAGUUCAACAUUUCCACCGAUCUAAACUUCUACGUGAGCACCGAACAGGUGCACCUUGCCUACCUGGUCCUGGAUUCAAACCUCUGCCACUUGCUUCAUCUUAGAACCACCACCACCACCAGCAGCACAGACCACCCCCAUCCUCAACAGCCCACCGAUCCCACCAAACCACCUAGCUCCCUGGAGGAUAGCGGACUCGGUAGCGACUGUGGCACUCACUCCCCGCCCAAGGAGUUCGCCGAGGCCACGCGCCAGACCGUCGCCAGCCCGCCAAGGUCGUCUGGUGCGCAAGAUCCGAAGGGUGUUGCCAUGGAGACCACAGAAGGGAAGUCCAAGAAGAAGUCGAGGAUGAAGGGUGUGACCCCGUUCGACUUUCUGAUGACAGGAAGAAAGGUCACACUGUUCCUGUACUCGAGUAAAGGGGAUUUGAAAUCCAAAACCUCUUCUAAGAGGGAGAGCAAGCGGUCUCUUCUACCCCCGAUCUACCCCACUGCCCUAGAGCCUUUUAUACUCCUCGUCCUCUCUCAGCCCUCACUGGUCAUGUCGGUAGAGAAAUCAAAGCAGAAACUAGAGCUCUCCUUUUACGACUUCCGUAUCGACGGAGCUCCCAUGAAUAAACAAAUUCUAGAUCACAGUGUGCCUCAAGCUAUGGACUACCCCAUUCCCUGGUUUCAAACAUGUCAAGGGGAAGCUGAUCCAAAGACUGGUGUUAAACCUGCUCUCUUCACAUUUACUGUCACAGACUUCAUGAUGCAGAGUGCAGCUGUGAUCAAAAUGGAGAUUGCUCGGCCCCUGAAGGUGAACUUCAGCCUGACCAAGGUUCAGCAGGCGAGGGAGUUUGCAAAGCGACUGCAACCGACUAGGUGUCAGGAAAUCUCCAAGGUGCCGCGUGAGGUGAAGGAAAUCAAACUCAUGACGACACCUAGGUCUGGAGAGAAGUCUAUAGGCAUCACUCUGCCAGGACAACAAACCAGCCAGCGAGAAAAGACAAGAAAACCAAAGAGUUCCGCACCUCCAGAGGGAGUCCUUCAAAACCUCAUGAUGCUUUCACACUUCCAGUCCGCCAUCGUUGAAACCAGUCAGAUGGUAGUUGUCAUAGCAACGACCCCUGACCCAGACUUUCCUCACAUUGUGACUUCAGUAGGAGGAAUAUGUUUUGAUUCAGAAUUUGUGGUCAAUCAAAAAACAGAGGAGCUCUUCCAAGCAGACAGUGCCGUCCAAGUCUUUGACUUCACCCUGAAGACGUCCCUUCAACAGUGCACCAAGCCUCUCCUUGGACCUGUGACCUUUGACCUCCAGCUACGGACCAAUCACGAGCCUCACAGUGCCAGCGAGCUGAGUCCCUUCCUCCCGAGGAUCUAUGCUGACCUCAACGUCAAGAGCGUCCCUAUCUCGUUUGGUCAGGAGAAUUUGAAUUGUCUGAGGAGGGUGAUCGAUGAGAUGAAUGCUGUGCUUGCUGAAGGUGGAAAGGGAAGGGAGAAGAAACGGGUGGUCCCUGCCAAGAAAUUCAAGUUCAAAAUAGAUCCCUCGGCUGCCCUGCCACCCGUCGAUGGCCCUUUAUACUCUGAAGAUGAGGAGGAUUACGAUGUCAGUGACGAUGAUGGUGAAGGAAACUGGGAGGACGUUGAAGAGGAGGAUGAAGAACCACCACCAGAAGGAGUGAUUCAGAUAGAAUACAAGGAUGACCUCAGGACUGGAGCGUUUGAAUAUUUCACUGAAGGACAUACGGAAGAUGAGAUACCCCUCCCCAAUCAGAUCUACUUCACCCCACCCUCCCAGGAAAGUGGCCAUUGGGGUACCAUGGUAUGGACCUACCCUGAGCCGAGGAUGGAUGUUGGCUUGACCAUCACUCCAGUUCCAAUCUCAAAUCCUGAUGUCAGACCAUUUGGAAGAACGAACAAGAUUCCUUGUAUUCUCCAGGCGUUCAAUAGUCAGAGGCAGAGCUUUAUGACAGUUAGGGAGUUCUUCGUUUCAGAGACUCAGCGGUAUCACAAGAAGCAGAAGAUCAUUGAGAGUAGAGACUUGGUGGAAGAGAUGGAUGCACAUAGCACAUGGAGGGUUGUACUUAAUACAGAUGUGGAUAGGCAAGAUAUGCAAGACCCUCUCAGUCCACCGACCCCCGACAUCAUUUUGACCCCAAUGACCUUGGCAGCAUCCAUGAGGUUCGACACCGUCUUCGCUCCGCGCUUCAUCCAGUUCUGUCAUCUGAAGGUCACCGUUGGCCUCAUUGAACUUAGAAUGUCAAAUCAUCUCAGUCAACUUGGAAAAGGAAUACCAGAGUACCUGAAAGGUUUCACUCCCGAUGAUAGUAGCCCCAGGAGCCAUGAGUUCAUGGUGGCUCACAUCACAGAGACCAGACUGGACGUUGAGAGUUAUGGUGGAGUCCAUGCAAGGACCAGAAUCUGUGGGACCUCUGGGCUGGAAAUUGACCUCUUGAACUACCACAACCUGACCAUGUCACCUCUGCUGGAGAAAGUGGAGGCCGACUUUGGGUACAGCUUCCGCAGUCUGAUGGAUAUUGAAGGCCAAUUGGGAUUAAGUAACAUGACAUUCAUAGUUGGCCAAGGGACAGUUCAUACUCUAAGCAAGGUGGCCCAAGCAUGGAAGCAGAAUAUGGAGCCAGAGGCCGAACGACUUUUCUAUGGACACUACCUCAUCUGCAAUUCAACCAAUCAGGCGCUUCGCUUUGGUCAAGUGCAUACCGAUGAAUCGGUGGUUCUAAAGAGCGGCGAGAUGCAUGAGUACAGCUGGAGGACUCAUAAGAAAGACAAACAAGAGCUUCAUGUCUGUAUGGAAAACUGGCGUAACUUCCGUUGGUCAGAGCCAUUCAGUAUUGACGGCGAGGAUGGAGAUACGACAGUUCGAGUUCUUCAUAAUAGAGAUCAUACAGCAACUCUCUUCAUCCAAAUCAGAAAGAUCACAGCUGUUCAGAGACAAAUCAUCAUUACGGGUACCCAGACAUUCUCAAACCAGUUGACCAUCCCGCUGGAUGUCCAGGUCACACGGAGGUCAUUCUCCCAGACCUCUCCUCGGUCCGCUACCAACGUCCAGGAGACCAGGUCACUCCAACCCAACUCCAGCCUCCCUGCUUUGACCUGCAGCGAUGAUGACAUCAUAGGGGUCUGUGUCAAAGUUCAGGGGUCGGACUGCGAUUGGUCGGAGCAGUUUGCUUUGAGUGGCGAGAUGUGCGUCACAGAAAUGGUUGUCAAGGUGCCAUGUGCUGAUGGUAGGAGAUUCUAUUUCUGGUGCCAAAUCUUCACGGAAACUCACGAUGGAAAUACACAGAGACUAGUUGUCUUCAGCCCUCUGUUCACUCUCCAGAGUCACCUCCCAUUCCCAGUCAGCAUUCAUUGUCAAGCAGCUAGGGGCAAUGAUACACAGGUCAUAGAGGUCAGAGGUCAAGGGUCAUUGCAACAGCUGUAUCAGAUCCCUCCUUUAGCAUGGUACAAUCUCACUCUAACCUCUAUCAGUGAGAGCAUGGCAGCCAGCUCCAGCUCUGCAGCUGUCUGCAUCUCUACUGAGAUGUUAGAGAAUGUAACCCACCACCCAGAUGAAGCAAUGGGACUAAAGAGACUAGCUGACAAUCGAGAUGACCUCGAUAUGACCAAGUUCUGGCCUUACAAUCAUCCUGAUUAUAGCAGCUCCAAGCUGCAUGCAUCGUCCAUGCAGGGCAUCACCAUUGCCCCUCAUUCAGCAGAAGCUGCUGGACACCCCUCGGCCAGUCUCCAGGUUGGAAUGGUCCAACACAGGUCAAAGGUCAACACCAUCAGGGUAGAGAUCAUGCCGUGUUUUUUGGUAGUGAAUGAGACAGACAUGGACUUCACCAUUAUGGAAGAAGGGGGUAAAUCUACCAAGGUGACUGCAAGGACCACCAGUGCACCACAAAAGUUCAAAGCCAAUCUGUCCUUGGGACUAUCUCAUGAAGGGGAGGAAUAUGUGUAUAAUGACUCAGUGAAUUUCCUCAGUGAUGUUACCACCCCUCCAAAGAAGAAUGAACCAGUCCAGGGACUGCAGCUACAACCAGAGGACCAUGGGACCAUUGAACUUAUUAGUAGGGGUGUGCAUCUUGGAACACAGAAGGUGGUCCAUGUCGUAAUGCAAUCGACAGUGAAGCAUCAGAUCAGAAUCCUAACAAUCAGACCAAGAUUCGUCUUUCGAAAUAACUCUAAACAUGAUAUCAAGAUAAGAAUGGUUAAUCUCAGAUCUGAAGAAAAGAUUAUCAUCCAAGCAAACACCAUUCAGACUGUCACCAUUCCCUCCAAGUCAUCAGAACACAUCCCUCACCUCAAAUGGGAUAGCCCAGCAUGUAGCCAGCCAACAGGAUCCUUCCAUUACCUAUCUCUUGCCUUGUGUGACCAAUCAGCUGCGGAGGGGGCGUGGCUUGAUGAAUGGAGUGCUUGGUUCAAGGUUGACAGUGAUUUCCCUAGGGUUCCUCUCACUCUGCCAAUCACCAAGCCUUCCAAGACGUUCCAGUCCAAGAACAUCGUGACCUGCCCCGUGGUCGCCAUGGUAUACUGCCAUCAGGGCAUGACCUAUGUGACCUUUGACCUGGACCCCUCUCCCAAAGUGCUAGUCAUCAAUCGAUGUCCCUUCCCAGUUCAUAUCGGGCAUUCCCAAGAACACACCAAGGUGGAAGAAGCCCUGGAGAUUGAAGAAGAGUCCAGUCCAAUGCCUAAGAUUCCCAUUGUUCCAUCCACUUCCGUCAUCCACUACAACCCUCCGCUGGACACACAGUCAAAGCAGUCUAACGUCCACAAGUUCCACUUUGCCAUCGCCAAGCCUCCAGGCUCGGUCACUGUCCCAUCCUCCCAGUCUCUCAUGGAAGGCGGGUCAAAGGUCGAAGGUCAGCAAUGGAGCGAGGCAGUGGAUAUUGUUGAUUCGUGCAACCCAACGAGGUCCGAGAUUGUCUCUAUGCCUUCGGGAGGGUACCUGCUGGUCGCCACGGAAUGCGUCGGAACGUUGAUCCAUAUCUUUGUGGAUUCUCUAAAUUCUAAGGAUGAACAGGUUGAGGAAUCUCAAGUCGAUCCACCUCAGAUCAGCCAGUCUAUUGGCACAGCUGGUAUCAUCGUCAAGGUGAUGAAUGACCUUACACCCGGACCAGAUGUCAAGGAAGUCCUUCGGGUGACCGCGGAAGGUGUGAGCUUUCUCAUGGUUGCCAGAGAGGACCUGAAACGCACCAAGGCUCUCCAUGCUGUUCAUCUGCUUUCUUUCUCCGUCGCGGAAAUCCAGAUUGACAACCAGAGCCAAGAUGGCGGCGGUUACGACUUCCCUGUCAUCUUCAGAGGUCAUGAAAGGUCAGAGGACAACUUCUUGCCAGGCAUUGACCACAACUACCAGCUUACCCCAGAAAGAUGGUACAACUUUGUCUAUGCAGGAGUGCAAGAGAACAGAGAGAGUAGUUUCCUCUGGAUGCAUGUCUUCGUGGAAGGAAACGAGGGAUUCGGAGAUCGUCUCCGCAACGCAGAAGUUGCUUUCCACAACAUGGAGGUGUACAUCGAAGACCAGUUUCUGCGGAAUGCCAAGAGCCUCGUGGAGACAUACUCCCCAUCAUCUCUGGUCCAGGAAGCGCCCUCGGCAAGGUCUGGCCCUCCUCUGAUGGUGACCGUAGCGAUGGACGCCUUGAGGUCUCCCAUCGGCCUUCAGCAGCUGACCAUCCUCCCAAUCUCCUUGACCGCCAGCGUACAUGCUACACUCAAGAUGUUCAUCUCCUUGGACCAGACCCGGCUCCAGUUCCAACGGUACGAGACUGGACCUAUCUACGCAACCCAUCGUCAGCUGGGCCAAGCCUUGACGCUCCAUUACACCUCGGGAGCUCUCUUCAAAGCUGGUUGGGCUAUUGGUUCAUUGGAUCUGAUUGGCAACCCAGCCGGUUUCCUACGUAGCGUUCGUACAGGCCUCUUUGAUACAGUGUACCUACCCUAUGAGGGACUCACCAGGGGACCUAGUGCCUUUGUGGCAGGCGUGGCCUCCGGAAUGUCAUCUUUGGUUCGUCAUCUGUCAGCUGGUACGCUUACUUCCAUCACCAAGUUUGCAUCCAGCAUGUCUCGCAACCUUGAUCGUCUGUCUCUCGAUGCUGACCAUGUUGCAAGGCGUGAGGAAGAGAGACGCCGCAUACCGGAGGGGAUGUCCUCGGCUAUUGUCCAAGGUCUGAGUAGCUUUGGAAUCAGUUUGCUGGGAGCCAUUGCCGGCCUGGCUGACCAACCCCUUCGGAGCUUCCAGGGAGCUGGCACCGAUCCGUCCUUGUCUGCUUCCCCUUCGCAGCGAGCUAGAGGUGUGAUAUCGGGCGUUGGCAAGGGGCUGGUAGGGGCAGUGGUCAAACCUCUGGGUGGGGCAGCUGAGCUGGUGGCCCAAACAGGACAAGGUAUCCUACAUGGAACCGGUCUUGCAGAGUACCGGACGCCUCUAGGAGCACAGUUUAGUGUGAUUAGGAGCUCAGCCACCAAUGCAAGGCUUAAGUAUGAAUGGAAGAUGCUGAAAACCCUUCCAACCUCAGAAAUCCUGUACCACGUAGACAUCACAUCCAUGACUGUCCAAGGCCUACAGCGUGGGGGCGCCCUGCUUCUUACCCCUGAAGUCCUUUACGUCGUGAGUUCAAGCGAGGAUAUGCAGCAGUUGACCCUUCCCCUGUGUGACAUCGCAUGUGGACCUGUCAGAUUCAAUGAGAAAAUGCUCAAGGUUGUUGUCAAGGGUCCAGCAGCUGCUCACAAAGAAAAGCACCCUCUGACAGCAGACCGUGUGGCGGACUACGUGGCGGCAACCUCUGACACAUCGGGUCACGAAGACGAACCGACCGCCGCCUCUGACAGCCCGUCGGAGGCAUCGGAAAGAGGGUCGCAGGAAGUUCGGCGCUCUUACCAGUACAGCAUGGAGAUGGCGCACCGUGAAACGUUCCUUGUGCUGUAUACGGCGGCCAAGAAUCGGUUAGGAGGUAUAGGAUUCUGUUACGAUGAAGGUGAUAAUAUAGAGUACAGACAGUGGCAGCUGGCAGCAGAGAAAGCCAAGAUGACUGAGAUGUAGUGUGUGUGUGUGUGAAGGAGAUGGUGAUGCACUCAUAAUAACUUAUUAUUUACCUUCACCCUCAUUUAGCGGGGGGGGGGGAACUAUGACCCCCCCCCCACUAAAAACUUGGCCUGAAAAAAAGUUGAAAUAAUUUUUAGGCCUUGUCAAUGCUGAAAUCUUAACCAAGGUUAAGAUUUGAAAUGUCACCUUAACUUGAAAGUAUAAGGACCUAUUUCUUUCAUGAAAAUUUGAAAUUCUUGGAAAAGUUAUCAUUUGUAUAAAUGAAGUGUGUGAAAGAUAACUAUGUCAAGGCCUUUCUUCAAAGCUUUUGGGCACCAUGAGCUUGCAAUUACCCAAGAGUCCUAAAAUAUUGUAUGAAUGUAGACUAGGAUGACACACUGCCUCGAUAGUAUUGGAAGCAAAAAAAUGAAUCUUGUCAAUUUGAGCAUUUCACAAUCCUUUUACCCUUUGAUAUAUUCACAUCUCUCCAUUGUGAAAUUCACCUUGGAUUAUUUCAUCACUGAAGUUUUAUAUGCAUCAUUCAAGUGAAA
Molecule: messenger RNA, 12926 nt
Organism: Lytechinus variegatus (green sea urchin)
Lineage: Eukaryota; Metazoa; Echinodermata; Echinoidea; Temnopleuroida; Toxopneustidae
Gene: vps13b
Product: vacuolar protein sorting-associated protein 13B-like
Exons: 54
Source: RefSeq, a predicted model, not a curated record